Molecule: messenger RNA, 5771 nt
Organism: Chlamydomonas reinhardtii
Lineage: Eukaryota; Viridiplantae; Chlorophyta; Chlorophyceae; Chlamydomonadales; Chlamydomonadaceae
Exons: 10
Coding region: 247-3531 (1094 amino acids)
Biological process (GO): proton transmembrane transport; NADPH regeneration
Cellular component (GO): mitochondrial inner membrane
Molecular function (GO): NAD binding; NADP binding
Source: RefSeq, a predicted model, not a curated record
UGUAGAAAGCGCGCGAGCCCAGCAAAGGCGACGACACGAAAUUCGCUUUUUCCAUGUCGGCAUGGGGCGCUGUUCGGCGCCCAUAAAUGCUUCCUGAACACCAAUUGGGCGUUAUACUCGCACGCACACGAAAGAAGACACAAUUUGUAUAGAGCCUGCUCUAUAUCCUUUAGAGAGAGUCGGGGGCGCGACAACAUCGAGGUGUCCCCACGAAAGCAGCUUGCCGAGAGGCGCUUGACCGCCAACAUGCUAUCCAUGCUCGGUCGUAAGGGCCAGGCCAUGUGCCUGCGCUCCUCACGCCAGGUCCCCUCGACGAGGGCCUCCAUCGCUCGCCUUUUGGCGCAGACCCCUCGCCCGAAUGUGCGCGCCAACGCGCUGGCCGGCACCGCUCCUGGCACCUCCACCUCUGGCCCCGCUGAGCCUAUUAAGGACCCUAUUCCUUAUGCCAACCUUGUCGUCGGUGUCCCCCGCGAGAACGCCCCCGGCGAGCGCCGCGUCGCGCUGAGCCCCGCCGCCGUGGCCGGCCUGCUGAAGCAGGGCUUCAAGACCAUCGUUGUCGAGAAGGGCGCCGGCGAGUACUCCCAGUUUACGGACGCCGAGUACGCGAGCGCCGGCGCCACGCUGGUGGACAGCACGGAGGCCAUGGGCGCAGACAUCGUGCUGCGCGUGCGGCCGCCCGCGCUGGAGGAGGUCAACAAGAUCAAGGAGGGCGCCGUCCUGGUGUCGUACCUGUACCCCGCCCGCAACAAGGAGCUGGUGGAGGCGCUGGCCAAGCGCCGCGCCACCGCCAUCGGCAUGGACUGCAUCCCGCGCACCAUCUCGCGCGCGCAGAUGUUUGACUCGCUGUCCUCCAUGGCCAACAUCGCCGGAUACCGCGCCGUCACCGAGGCCACCCAGCACUUUGAGCGCUUCCUCAACGGCCAGAUCACCGCCGCCGGCCGCAUCCCGCCCGCCAAGGUCCUUGUCAUCGGCGGCGGCGUGGCCGGCCUGGCGGCAGUGGGGGCUGCCAAGAGCCUGGGCGCCAUCGUGCGUGUGUUUGACACGCGCACGGCGGUGAAGGAGCAGGCCAAGUCCAUGGGCGCCGAGUUCCUCACCGUGGACAUCCAGGAGGAGGGCGAGUCCGGCACCGGCUACUCCAAGGAGAUGUCCCCGGCCUUCAUCGAGGCCGAGAUGAAGCUGUUCGCGGCUCAGGCCAAGGAGGUGGACAUCAUCAUCACCACCGCCCUCAUCCCCGGCAAGGGCGCGCCGCUGCUGAUCACCAAGGACAUGGUGGACAGCAUGAAGCCCGGCUCGGUGAUUGUGGACCUGUCGGCGGAGGCGGGCGGCAACUGCGGCUACACCAAGCCCGGCGAGGUGGUCAAGACGCCCAACCGCGUCACCGUGGUGGGAUACACCGACAUGCCCAGCCGCAUGGCCGGCCAGUCGUCCACCCUGUACGCCAACAACAUCUCCAAGCUGCUGCUGUCCGCCGGCCCCUUCACCGGCGGCCCCAAGGGCCACUUCCGCAUCGACCACGCUGACCCCGUCAUCCGCGGCUCACUGGUGCUGGAGGACGGCGAGCUGCGCUGGCCGCCGCCGCCCGGCGUCAUCCCGCAGGCCAACACCAAGGUCAACGAGACCAAGGACCACAAGAAGGACACCGGCCCGGUGGACCUGUACGAGCCCACCAAGCGCAGCGCGCUGGUGACCACCGGCGCCGUGGCCGCCGCGCUGGCGCUGGGCGCCACCUCGCCCUCGGCCGCCUUCAGCUCCAUGCUCACCAAGUUCGGCCUGGCCUCCAUCUGCGGCUACCAGACGGUGUGGGGCGUGGUGCCGGCGCUGCACUCGCCGCUCAUGUCGGUGACCAACGCCGUGUCGGGCCUGACGGCGGUGGGCGGCAUGGUGCUGGCCGGCGGCGGCCUGCUGCCCGGCAACACCUCGCAGGCGCUGGCGGGCCUGGCGGUGGCGGCCAGCGCCAUCAACAUUGGCGGCGGCUUCACCAUCACGCAGCGCAUGCUGGACAUGUUCAAGCGCCCCACCGACCCGGUGGAGUACAACCAGCUGUACGCGCUGCCCGCCGCCACGCUGGUGGGCGGCUACGUGGCGGCCUCGCUGUUCAUGGGCGGCACCGGCGGCGACCCCGAGGGCGUCACCUCGGCCUCCUACCUGGCCUCCUCGGCGAUGUGCAUCGCCGCCAUCGCCUGCCUGGCCAACCAGUCGUCGGCGCGCACCGGCAACGCGCUGGGCAUGGCGGGCGUGGGCACCGGCAUCGCAACCACCCUGGGCGUCAUGAACGCGCCCGCCGCCGUGUACGCGCAGGUGCUGACCAUGCUCGGCGCCGGCAUUGCCACGGGCCACUACGUGGGCAAGACCAUGAAGAUCACGGAGCUGCCUCAGAUGGUGGCCGCCUUCCACUCGCUGGUAGGCCUGGCGGCGGUGGUCACCUCCAUCGCCAACGUCAUGGCGGCAGACCCCGGACACCUGGACAUGACGCACAAGGUCAUUGCCUACCUGGGCGACUUCAUCGGCGCCGUGACCAUGACCGGCUCCGCCAUUGCCUUUGGCAAGCUGCACGGCGUGCUCAAGUCCGACCCGCUGUCGCUGCCCGGCAAGAACGCCAUCAACCUGGGCCUCUUUGCCGCCAACCUGGCCUGCGGCGCCGCCUUCCUGGCCAGCGACGGCUCCACGGACGCCGGCGUGCUGGCGCUGGUGGCGGCGGGCGUGCUGGCGGGCGUGCAGGGCGCGCACAUGACCGCCUCGAUCGGCGGCGCUGAUAUGCCUGUUGUCAUUACGCUGCUCAACUCGUACUCGGGCUACGCGCUGUGCGCGGAGGGCUUCCUGCUCAACAACGACCUGCUGACGGCGGUGGGCGCGCUGAUCGGCUCCUCGGGCGCCAUCCUGUCGUACAUCAUGUGCACGGCCAUGAACCGCUCGCUGCCCAACGUCAUCCUGGGCGGCUACGGCAUGACCGCCAAGGCGCCCGCCGACGCCGCCGCGGUGGCGGGCACGCACCAAGAGAUUGACGUGGGCGGCGUGGCGGAGGCGCUGACCACCGCCUCCAAGGUCAUCAUCGUGCCCGGCUACGGCAUGGCGGUCGCCAACGCGCAGUACCCCGUGGCCGAGCUGGCCAAGCACCUGACGGACAAGGGCAUCAGCGUCAAGUUCGGCAUCCACCCCGUGGCCGGCCGCAUGCCCGGCCAGCUCAACGUGCUGCUGGCGGAGGCGGGCGUGCCGUACGACGUGGUGUUUGAGAUGGACGAGAUCAACGAGGAGAUCGAGGAGGCGGACGUGUGCCUGGUGAUUGGCGCCAACGACACGGUCAACAGCGCGGCGGUGGAGGACCCCAACAGCGUCAUUGCGGGCAUGCCCGUGAUUGAGGUGUGGCGCUCCAAGCAGGUGUUCUUCAUGAAGCGCACCAUGGGCGCCGGCUACGCUGGUGCUGAAAAUCCCGUUUUCUAUAAGCCCAACACCUUCAUGUUCCUGGGUGACGCCAAGAAGCAGACCGACGCACUGCUGGCGCGCGUCAACGAGACCCUGGGCAUCAAGGCCUAAGCUCGCCGCAACCCUAGCGGCACACCCCGCCUCCCAGGGGCGAGGCAUGUGUGUGCGUAUCGGUAUGAGGAUAGUACAACAGCAGCAGCAUGCAAGUUUUGUUCAUGGAUGGUGACGGGUCGUACAAAACUCUACGGUUUUUCGCUCGUGGAGCGAGGGUAAAGCAAAUCGCAUGGAUGGAUGUGGGCAUGGCAUUUAUGAUGUCAGUUCGGACGAGGCGCCGGCAUUCUUCCCUGCUCCUGGGGCUCCCGCUCCUUCAACACGCGGGACGGGCGCGCAGUUUCGUGUGCGUGCCCUCCCCCGGAAUAACAACACACCGGGCGGCCCGAGGAGCCAGGUGCAGCCGGCGCAGGCCUGAGGGGCGACGGCGGCGGCGGGUCGCAGGCGGCCCCGCUGAGGAGUGCUUGACAACAGUAGGGGCGGGAGGCACAGAGAGGCGCGAGUUCCCAGAGAUUCGAAGGGAUGCGCUCGUGGUCAAGAGGUUGCGCGUGCGUCUUUGUGUUGGGAUCACGGUUGAAGCAAUUGACAGCUCUGGGGUUCUUUCAACAGAAGAAGAAUAACCGAGGUCAGUUGACAUGGACGGAGCUGGCGCCACGGCGCCAGGGGCCUUGCCCUGCCGCAUAUGCUGGCAGGAGGCGGAUGGCCGCGCGGAUGCGUGUGCGCGAAGCGGACAGUGAGCCGUGGCGUGAUGUGGGGAGUGCUGCGGGGAGUGCUGCGGGGGGCGGCCGGGUGCCCUGCCCAAAGUGCACCAAGGUGCAUGUACGGUACACGGAGCGUGGCGGUGUUUCUUGGGUGUGUGUGUGUGUGGACAACAGUAUGCCAAAGACAAAGCGCCUGGGUUUUGUUUGUUGAUAGGGGCGACAAGGACACAGCAUGGCAUCUGGAUGUGGAGUUACAGGAGGAUGGGCAGGCCCCCGGGUGUGGGGUUGCGCGUGGUCCUGCACGGUGCGUGGCGCGGCUUUCGCCUGGACCCGUUUGGAACGGGCGCGGCUUCAGAAUUGGAAGGCGUGGGCCAGGCCGCGCUUUUGAGGUUUGUGUGCAUUCUUUGCAAUACUAGCCCUGAUGCGAAGAUUCGCAAGCGGUGGCUGGAUUGUUCCGUUACGAAAUACAAUUGUGACUUGGGAUUUAGGCGAAGAACGGUACUGCAGGUGAAGAAGGUUCGCACGGUGGAAGAUAUGAACGAAGAUGCUGUUGGCAAGACGUCGUGGCUGAAGGGGGGGUGCAACCGUGCAAGUCCCCUGCACCACGUGCACGCUUGCCGUCACGCACUAUUGUAAAGCAAUUUUUCAAGCGAUUUUGGGAUUUUGGGGCACAACCUGCUGGGGCACAAGCGACCUGCAUCGCUGCAGACUGGCGGCGGCAGCGGUGGCGGCGGCAGCAGCAGUUGCGGCGGCAGCAGCGGCGGCAGCGGCGGCGGCAUCAGCAGCAUUUUAGUAGCGGAGGGGGCGGGAAAGGCCACGUGGAGGAGGAGAGCGCAGCGCCGCCCAAGAAGCGGCGCAAGCGCGCAGGCUGUGGAGCCGGCUGGUGUCUAGGUAGCGGCUGGCAGGGCAUGCGUAGCGGCAUGACAAGUAGUGCGGCUGUUGACAACUGUGCUGUGUCUGGCUAGAUAGGCACCUGGUUUGGCUAUGUGCCCAGUGCUCGUAUCUUCCUUCCUUUCGACAGAAAUUUGCCCAAAAAUGCCUCCGGCGGAAGACAUUCUUGAUUCCUGUGGCCAAAAAUCUGUGAAAACGCUUCAGAUUUUGAAAGGUCUUUCUGAGAAUCGCAGAAGACAUUUUGGGGCGUUUCUGUCACUUGUCCGGGCCCAAGGCAAGGGUGACUGAGGUUCCCCAGGAUAAUCUACGGCCGUGUCCUGCUGGUACCAUGGGGGCGUGGGUACCACGAUAGGUCAGCCUUCUACCAGGGGAGUCAUGCCGUGGGUGAGUGAGCAUUAUGAGCAUGGGUGAGGGCGCUGGGGUUUGGCGUGGGGAUGGGCCACGAUUUGCCAUGGAGCCAUGGAGCCGGUAGUGUUAACUUGGCAACAGCAACCUCACCCCGCACGCUGUAACAAUGGCACAUCCCGUGCGGCGGAAUAUUUUGCUGCGCCGGAGCCGAAACAUGGGCUGGGGGCAACAGCAACCUCACCCCGCACGCUGUAACAAUGGCACAUCCCGUGCGGCGGAAUAUUUUGCUGCGCCGGAGCCGAAACAUAUGGGCUGGGGGCAACAGCAACCUCACCCCGCACGCUGUAACAAUGGCGCAUG